Messenger RNA from Ruditapes philippinarum (Manila clam), 537 nucleotides. RefSeq names its product temptin-like. The transcript is spliced from 3 exons. The record is from RefSeq and is a predicted model, not a curated record. Lineage: Eukaryota; Metazoa; Mollusca; Bivalvia; Venerida; Veneridae. Bases 45 to 452 code for a protein of 135 amino acids.
CGGCAGGUAACUUUCGAGUAUUGAUAAUUUUGAAUCUUAAGAAAAUGUUCGGCUUUGUUCUCGCUUUAGUAAUCAUAGGCACAAUCCGUGCGUUUCCAACUUAUCAGGACUUCAUACCAAAUGGACAUAAUGUGCCAAACCCAUGUGGUGGAGGAAUAUGGUUGGCGGUAGGACACUAUAAUCCAACUCAGCAUACAAUUGACAAAAAUCCUUUCGGACUGGAUUUUAGGGCAGCAGGUCAUACUUGGACGGUAGCGUUAUGUAAUAAAGAUAGUGAUGGUGAUGGUAAAACAAACGGUGAAGAAUUAGGCGACCCAAAGUGUGUUUGGACUAAAGGUGCCACGCCUGCUGGUUCAGCAACAGGCCAUCCUGGUAUAUGCAACCCCGUGGGAUCAUGUUCCGGUCAGCAAUUUAGAUGUGGAUGUGUGGAUCAUGACUGUGUUAUUGGAUAAUGUUUCAACUUUAAGCUAAAUGUUCACAUGUAUAAUUUAUUUUUUAAUUCAAUUUUUAUUAUGAAUAAAACAUUAUUCCGUCGGA